Notothenia coriiceps (black rockcod) is the source of this 2118-nucleotide messenger RNA. RefSeq names its product dickkopf WNT signaling pathway inhibitor 3a (gene dkk3a). Lineage: Eukaryota; Metazoa; Chordata; Actinopteri; Perciformes; Nototheniidae. Gene Ontology annotation, biological process: negative regulation of canonical Wnt signaling pathway; multicellular organism development. Gene Ontology annotation, molecular function: receptor antagonist activity; co-receptor binding. Gene Ontology annotation, cellular component: extracellular region. The record is from RefSeq and is a predicted model, not a curated record. The transcript has 8 exons. The coding region runs from base 133 to 999 and encodes 288 amino acids.
CAAACACAUAGUUCAAUACUUAUCCGACCACCCGCAGUCUGCUGAUAGCCUGCUGGACAAAAUGACUACUUACACAACAGCAUCCCAGCCACACCCUCCUCACAGUGCAGCAACAGCAGCAGCAGCAGCAGCAUGGUGAUGAGGAUGAGGAUGGGGAUGCAAGUCGCACUGCUUUUGGCUCUCACGGCUGUCUGCAAUGGAAUCCUCCCUGAGAUAGUGUACUCAGGCAUCAGUCACAUCCUGCUGGAUAAUUCGGUCCAGGGAGGCACGGAGCAGGACAGCACGUUUGUGGAAGUGGAGCAGCUGCCAGAGGAUCUGCAGCACAAGCCUGAGGAUGCGUUUCAUCAAAAGGACAACGAGAGUGACAGUUCCAGCCCUCAUCUCAAUAACCUUCCUCCAAGUCAUCACAACGAAACUGCUUCUGAUAAUGAAUCCGUCCACACCUCAGUAGAACGGGAGACGAACCACAUUACAACAGACACCCAGUUCAGUGACCUGGGGAACAAUAUUGAUAAUGGAUGCAGUGCUGAUGGAGACUGUGGGAAGGACCGAUAUUGCCAUCAUGACACACACAACUCCAAGUGUCUGCCUUGUAAAGCAAUCGAUAUGUCCUGCACUAAGGACAAGGAGUGCUGUGGGGACCAGCUGUGUGUAUGGGGUCAGUGCAGUGUGAAUGCAACAAAAGGAGAGGCGGGCAGCACUUGUGAACAUCAGACCGACUGCAGCCCGGACCUCUGCUGUCUUUUCCACAAAGCGCUGCUCUUCCCUGUCUGCUCGACCAAGCCCAUAGAGCGUGAGCGCUGCUUUGGGGCCUCCAACCACCUGCUGGAGAUGCUGUCCUGGGACGUCCAGGACGAUGGACCCAGGAAACAUUGCCCCUGUGCAGGAAAUCUCCACUGCCAGCAUCUGGGGCGAGGGUCCAUGUGCCUUAAAGGAGAGGACUCGAGUGAAGAGGAAUUGACAGACAGUCUGUACUCAGAGAUAGACUAUAUCAUCUGACCCUGGGGUCCCCACUGACUCCACAGCUUUGUUGCAAAGAGCAUUUGCACUUUCUGUUUGCCAGCUUAAUCCAAAGUGGUCAAGAUACACAGCAUGGAAUAUGAACAAAAAUAUAUAUUUUGAAUUUGCUAUUAUUUAGACCUGAGGAUAAAGGUAGAUAUAAAAAGGUACUAACAAAAAACAGAAAUCAUUAUAUUUGCAGUCCUGUGUGGAUAAUAUUCCUCACUACUUAAUGCAUCAUCUUAACUUCAACCCUUAUCUAAUGUCACAGCCAUUCAAUGGACAGUAACACAAUACAUCUUCUAGACACUGUAUCUCUGUUGACUAUUCACCUCACAUCAGCUUUUUCUGUCAUCUGUAUGACCUAUUACAGCUGAUAUCAUGUUGAAUUAGCAGCACUGCAUUUUCUCAAUUGAGACCAAAAUAAUACACCCAGUUUGCAAUACGAGUUAACUAACUAUGCACCAGGAAGGAUGCACUGUGUACUGAAUAGUAAAAGAAAAAAACAGUAUCACAGGAGCAUGCAAUAAUAGUAUUAUGUGAAGCUUUCAAGACUCCCUUGAGCAAUACUUGUGUAUGUCAGCACUCUGUGAAAGUAUUAGGUUAACAUGUAAAUAGACAGUUGGUCAUAUUGCCACCCAGGACGCUCAUUUGCUUCCUUGUGUGAGUGAGUGAAUCUAAUAUCAAUCCCCUGAAGGUAUUCGGACCAAACCUCUUUUUCCUCUUCAUUUUCCGUUAGCAUUCCUGAUGAAAUGUUUUGGUUGCUUGAUCCUAGCAAUAUCUGCUAAGUACUUAUUAUAGUAACGACAUAUACUGUACGCACAACAGGAGGAAACACUUUCCAACGUGCCACGUUGUUAUAUUUACUGUAUGUAUAUAUAUUAAUUGUAUAAUGUGCUUUUCUUGUGUUUAUGUUUUUUCCUUUUCUAUCAACUUAUUUUAAUUGUCUUUCAAGCAAUAUCUCGUAUGUAACAGCGUGUCAACAUAUCAGAUGUUGGUUCAACAACUGCUUAUUCAAGUAAAAUAAUUAAACUAUAGUCAACGGGACUUGGACCUUGUUUGAAAAUGUAACAAAUCCUGUAUUAGCACUAAUAAAAUCGUAUAUUCUGAAUACAUUUA